GGAGGAGAAAAGGAGCACGGACAGAGCAGGUCUGUCUCAGAGGGGAGACUCACGUCCCCCCGGCCCGGAGAUGCAGCAGGACAAGUGAAGUCAGGGCGGUCACUGGGAAAACGCUUUUCUCUCUGCUAUGGACUCAACCUGCAGCAGCUGACCUUUUACCGAGCGGAGAGGAUCGUGAGGACCGGACACUGGAGCAGCUCACUCAGUGCCCCUGAGGGCUGAUUCACGUAGGUCACACCAGCAGACGAACCAUCGAGGGGCACAGAAGGAUGGAAGAAGCGGCAGAGGACAGAGACAGGAUGGCCAGUCACCAGGCCCUGUGUGUGCCUGACCAGAUGACCAGCAGACGCCCGGGCAUCUCCACUCUCAAAUUGUUUAUCAUGGCGCUGUCCUUCGCCUACUUCUCCAAGGCCCUGACGGGGACCUACAUGAAGAGCUCCAUCACUCAGAUCGAGAGACGUUUUGACCUCUCCAGCACCCACAUCGGACUCAUCGACGGCAGUUUUGAGAUGGGCAACUUGUUGUUCCUCGCCGUGGUCAGCCAUUUCGGCGCCAAGCUGCAUCGGCCCAGACUCAUCGCUAUGGGCUGUGUCCUCAUGGCGGCGGGGGCCCUGCUCACCGGCCUGACACACUUCUUCAUGGGCCGGUACAAGUACGACACAGUUAUUCAGGUUUUUCAGAAUGACAGCGUGAACAUCGCUGCCUGUGUGGAUCCCAUGACAACACGAGAGGCGUCCGAAAUUCUGAUGGAGCCGUCAUUAGAAGACAAGAAAGCCUGCGUGAGAGAGUCUGGUUCCAACAUGUGGAUCUAUGUGUUCCUGGGGAACGCUCUGCGGGGGAUUGGAGAAACCCCAGUCACACCUCUGGGCAUCGCCUACAUCGAUGACUUUGCUAAAGCUGAAAACUCGCCAUUCUAUAUAGCAUGCCUCCAGACCAUAACUCUCCUGGGCCCCAUGUUUGGUUUCCUCCUGGGCUCCUACUGUGCCAAACUGUAUGUAGACAUUGGAUAUGUUGAUAUGGAGAGUGUGACCAUCACUCCGCAAGACGCCCGCUGGGUCGGCGCCUGGUGGAUGGGAUUCCUGGUGUCCUCCGCCCUCCUGCUCAUCUCCAGCGUUCCCUUCUGGUUCCUGCCGCGCACUCUGCCCAUGCAGGAGGGGGACGAGAGCAAGCCGACGGCGGCGCACAAGACCCUGGAGGGGACAGGGGCUGCCCUCAACAACCACCACGACCUCAAGUUCACUGAAAUCGCAAAAGGGUUUCUUCCGUCGCUGAAGCGGCUGCUGGGAACUCCCGCUUACUUCUUGCUCCUUUGUGGCAGCAUCCUGAAGUUCAACUCCUUCAUCGGCCUGUUCACCUUCAAAGCCAAAUACAUGGAACAACAGUUUGGACAGUCUGCAUCCAGAGCUAAUUUCCUUAUUGGCGUGUUGAACCUCCCGGUGGUGUCGGUGGGGAUCUUCCUGGGCGGGCUGCUGAUGAAGCGGUACAAGCUGAGCGUGGUGUCGGGAGCCCAGCUCUCCUUUGCCACGUCCUUCCUGGCGUACCUCCUCCUCCUGCUGCAGUUCGGCACCAAGUGCGACAACAUUCCCGUGGCUGGCCUCACCGUUUCGUACAACGGGACGCAGAGCAUAUCGUACGACAGAGAGAUGCUCUUCUCGGAGUGUAACAGCGACUGCUCGUGUUCGGCAGAGGAGUGGGAUCCCGUGUGCUCAGACAGCGGCAUCACGUACAUUUCUCCGUGUUUGGCUGGCUGCCUCGACUCCAGCGGAUACGGCAAGAACACGGUAUUUCACAACUGCAGCUGCGUGUCCGCCUCCUUCCCGGCAGGCAGCAGCACAUCGGUGAAGCUGGGCCGGUGUCCCCACGCCAAGGACUGCAGCCGAAGUUUCACCUCCUACAUGGCCGUGUCCGUCCUCAGCUCCUUCAUCAACUCCCUGGGGGCCACGCCUGGCUACAUGGUCAUCAUACGAUGCAUCACACCAGAGCUCAAAUCACUUGCAUUGGGUAUCCAGGCCUUGGCAACCAGGACUCUUGGUGGGAUUCCUGCACCAGUGUACUUUGGGGCCCUGAUUGAUUCGACUUGCCUGAAGUGGUCGAUCAAGAAGUGUGGGGGCAGGGGCGCCUGUCGCAUUUAUGACUCCGAUUUGUACAGGAUCAUCUUCCUGGGUCUGAUCACUUGUCUCAGUGGUUCCUCGUACUUAUUCAUCGUUGCCGUCAUCGUCCUCCUCAGGAGACAGUUUCGAAAGCCCGAGCGGGAAAUGGAGAAACAACAACCCGCAGCCUCGAAUGAAAUCGAACUCGAGGCCCCGUCGAACCUCGCCGAGGGCCAGCCCGGCGCCCCUCAAACUCCCAAGCCGCCUCACGGCGCACGACUUUGGGUGAGAACAGCCACAGAGCCGGAGGAGGGAGGGGAGGUUCAUGAGACGGAGCGGAUCGCCGAAGACAGUGGACUCAGCUGCACAAAUAACACCCACUGCCUGACGGAGACCACUGUUGAGCUCUCUCCUCCUCCAACUGACAGAGCAAAGUCAGAGCUACAGGGGCUGAAGCCAGAGGAGGAGGACAAAGAGCGUAAGGACGAGGCCUCGACGGAGACAAAUGCACAGGUGGAGGAAGAGAGCACAGGACACAAGGACGCGCCGCAGAAGGUAACACCACACUGCGAAGGAACUGACGGCCCACGAAACUAGGCCAAAGGGGACCAGUGGAAGUGUUUGGCCAAAUGUCACAUUUACAUGGAUUGUCAAGAGGGACAUCUUUGUCCUCUGCUCUAUUCUAACAAUACCCCCCCCCCUCUUUAAUUUAUUACAGGAUAGAGCUGUUACACGUGAGGAGAUAUUUACACAGCUGUAGAAACAUAGAACUUUGUAUAAAAGUGAAAGGGCACUGAACAAUUCGAAACGCUGACUCAUGCGUGCACGUGAUUACACAGCAUCUCUGCGGGGCCCGGACUGAAACAGAGCUCACGUCUCCAUAAUGCUAUGAACAUGAAAAAAUUUGAAAAUUAUGAUUAUGUUCCUGUUACGUUUCUUAACAGGGACGUAAUCAUGAGUAAUCAUUGAGGACGUAUUUUCAAAUAUAUGUACGUUAUUACCUAAUUUAAACCUGCAGUAAUAUUUUUUGGGCCACUUGGGGGCAGCACAAAUUGUUUUAUAUUUUGGAAUUUUAAAAUAAUGACCUGAGAGAGAUGAGGGGCAAUCAUGCGAGCCAAGUGUGGCUUAUUUACACCUUAAGAGGACGCAGAGAAACAUAAGCAUUCAUCUGGAGUUAUGUUUCUCGGCAUCGGACGAUCACAAGUUCAAUAUUCACUCUCCGUUUGUCUCUAGUUUGACCCCAACAACUGUCGUUAUUAUACAGCCCAGGCUUCAUAUAUGUACAGUCUUUUGAAGAAUCGUCCCAUGAAUUCUAGGCCGGAGCAAAGAGGUCCCGACUUGAAAUAAUGAAACAAUGAAACUACCGGCUUUGCUGACCAAAGAGUUGUUUCGUUUCCAUGCAGUCAAUAAACGGGUGGCAUCUGUUUUUCCCAGCGCAUGGUCCCAGGUCUCGGUUAUGUCCGCUGUUUAUCUGUCACAUCUACAGCUCCUUGCAAUAACUAAAAUGAUCCAGGGGAUGUGACAGAGGAAUGACUGUGCUAUGCUUUCCCCUGACCAUAAAUCACAAAAAUAGAUGUUAAGUCUCACACGCGGCCGCGUAGUUGCACACGACACCCACAUUCUGAUUUCUUUUCCUUCCUCAAUUGUUUUCUUUCAGCCGUGUCCUAUUUUCAAGACUGAAUAUUAACCUUUUUUAAACACCCUCCUCUUGUCCACUGGAGUUAAAUAUUUAAUAGGCUUAUUAUAUAUUAAAUCAAAUUAACCUUUUAACCAAACCAGCCAAUGAAAUGGAGCGGGCACUGGGUAAAUCGGUUACAUGUGGCCAAAAUCAUCCUGAAGUAGUUGUGUUGUUUAUGUGUUCAUCAUAUGAGUUUUGGCAAAGGACUUUGACUGCGUUUUGGCCACAUUGUGUAAUAGAAUAAUGAUAAUAAUAAUAAUAAUAAUAAUAAUAAGAGAGAAAUCUGCAAUAAUAUCACCUUUUCAUUAUAAUUGCUGCAGAUUUUGUGCAGGAAACAAAAGGGGGUGUUCAUUGGACCUCGGCGGGUUUGGGGAUGUUUGGAGCUGUGAGCUCAAAGCCUCGGUGAAAAGAAACGCCUGCACUUACCCGACAGGCCGGUGGUGACGUUUCCCCAGUGGGGCAGUGGGAUGAUCUCGAUGGACACAGAUCAUCAUUAGAAACAGUGAUCACGACGUUGAAUAGCAUGUGUUGUGAUGUGAUCAAAGGGCUGCCCGCUGCGUUUAGUAAUGUGAAAUGAAGUGUGAGAUUUUAUCUCAUGUAUUCUCUAAUGAUUACAUUUUUUAUGAGCACUUUUCUUACAGCCAGUGCGCCGAGAGUAUCUCAAAUGAACAGUCCAUCUUCUAUUCAAUCCAAAUAAAUCCGGUUGAAAGCACACCAGACGCCAUAUAGCAGAUCUGCUUGAAACCCACAGAUAAAGCUCCCCAAACCCUAUUUUGUCAGUCAGCUUAUUAUAAUAUAUAUAUAUAUAGCAAGAUAUGUCUGUAUGUGUAUUUUCCUCGCUUUCCCCAACAGUUUAAUGUAGGUGAGGCACGGAAAACCGGUGACGCCAUAUUUCAACCACAGUUUAGCAGCAUUUGAACCAAAGUCUGACGCCAGUUUGAAGGUUCAUUUGCUUUGAUCAUGAAUAUUUAAACCCGAUAACUAAUUUUGCAGCCACCUGGUGGCAGUGACUGAAGUCGGGGAUUUACAAGGAGUUAAUGAACGGCUGGUUUUUGUAGGGGUGGUAAGACAUUUGGGCCGGGAAAGAAGGAUUUUGAAAGAUGAAAGGGCCAACCCUCUUGUUGACCCCUGCCGACCUGGCUAUUUAAAAUGUCUUUCCUGUAUGAUGGGUCUGACCUCUGAACCCUCCCAUGGUGAAGGAGCUCAACCAGCUGAACAGAUUGUUGUACUCUUGACUUUGUUCAAUUAAAUAUGACUUUUAGACAAACUUGUUGUAUUUGAAUAUUUUUGUUAAUUUCUUGAGGAAAUCCAGAUUUCCCACCAUAGUGACAACAGGCUGUAGCCUUUUAGCUGAGAGCUGCCCAAUUUUAUUCUUCAAAUUCAGCUUAUGUAUUUAUGUCUGGUCUGUUUUUACUGUUGUGAAUCUGUUUUUAUCUUGUAAGGUGUCUGAGUAUUC
This is a messenger RNA of Scophthalmus maximus (turbot), 5224 nucleotides long. RefSeq names its product solute carrier organic anion transporter family member 1C1-like. Gene Ontology annotation, biological process: transmembrane transport; sodium-independent organic anion transport. NCBI's taxonomy places the organism in Eukaryota, Metazoa, Chordata, Actinopteri, Pleuronectiformes, Scophthalmidae. The record is from RefSeq and is a predicted model, not a curated record. Gene Ontology annotation, molecular function: protein binding. The transcript has 16 exons. Gene Ontology annotation, cellular component: membrane. Bases 270 to 2687 code for a protein of 805 amino acids.